Molecule: messenger RNA, 1733 nt
Organism: Anolis sagrei ordinatus
Lineage: Eukaryota; Metazoa; Chordata; Lepidosauria; Squamata; Anolidae
Source: RefSeq, a predicted model, not a curated record
AGGAGGAGGAAGGGGGAGGCUUGGGCCCCGGAGGACGGGGCGGGGGGGCCUCUCGCAUGGACCUGGAGCCGGACGGUGGCCAUGGGGCAAGUCCUGGGGUUUGCCCACUGCAAAGAAUCUCCUUCCACCGCCUCCACCACACCAGACUCUACAGACGGUGGCAACGACGAGUCCGACUUCCCAGAGCUGCAGACGGCGAGGGAGUUUUCGGAGGACGAAGAGGAAGAGGAGGCCUCAGUGGAAUGGGGCACCCCGAGGGAGCUGACCUUCUCGUACAUCACCAUCGCGGCCCCCAAUAGUGGAGGAGGAGGGCCGCCUUUGGGGGACCCAGGGCCCCGAAACCGGAGGGACUCCCAGGGCCGCCGGGCACGGGCCCCUCUCCCCCGGACGGAGACCUGCGAGACCUUUGUGCCGGCGCUGGGGGACAGUUUGGAGAACAUUCCCAGCCUGUGCCCGUCCCCCGAGGCUGGUGGGCCAGGGCUGGACCCCUUUGAGGGAUGGGAAGCCCACUCCGGACAAGUGGACGCCGACAAAGUAGGAGAGGAGCAUCUCAUAUCUCAACCUCACAGCCCUGCAGUGCGGGCCGAGGAAAGCGGGCAAUGCAGCAGCAGCGAUUCGUCCUCAGAGACGUCCCUGGGCGACCUCCCGCCACUGGAUGUCUCGGAUCCCGAACUGGAAGAAGGGGGACCGAAUAUCGCCGGAAGUGUCCACCUCCGCCUAUUGACCUCGACUCUUGAGCUUGACCAUUGUCCAUCCCUGGACGAUAAAGAAGAGGAAGGAGAGGCGGGACUGAGCUGGGAGCCAAUCACAGAGCAGCAUCAGGCGGAAGCGGACCAAUCAGAGAGCCCGCUGGAAAUAUGCAUCUUAGUGGCGGACCUGGUGUACUGGCGGGACACGCGUGCCUCGGCCUGCGUCUUCACGGUGCUGAUGGUGGCCCUGCUCUGCCUGCUGCACUUCAGCAUCAUCAGCGUGGCGUCCUACGUCUCCCUGGCCACCCUGGCCGUCACCAUCUCCCUCAGGGUCUACAGCAAGGCGCUCCAGGCUCUCCACCGGGGAGAGGGAAAGAACCCCUUCCAGGCCCAGCUGGAUGCCGACUUUGGGCUGUCGAAGGAGCAGCUGGAGCGCCUGACGGAGCGGGUGGUCUUCUACGUCACGUCCGGCACCAAGUCCCUCCAGCGCCUCUUCCUGGUGGACGACAUGGUGGAGUCCAUUAAGUUUGCAUUCUUCUUCUACAUCCUCACAUACGUCGGAGCGGUUUUCAAUGGUCUGACUUUGCUUAUACUGGGUGUGAUAAGUGCAUUUACCUUCCCUCUACUGUACCGGCAACAUCAGGCACAGAUCGAUCAGUAUGUAGGGCUGGUGAGGAAUCAGUUGAGUAACCUCAGAGCAAAGAUGCUGGCGAAGCUGCCGACAGCCAAAGCGAAAGCGGAAUGAAUGGCACCCUUCCCGAUGCACACAUUUCUCUCCCUCCUUUCACCCUUCCAUCCUUCCACACUGCCUCAACCAUCUUUCUAUUCAGAAACAGGGCCCAAGGAAACUAGAUCUCCCAUUUUCCCCAACCUUUGCGUGAUGUCCACCUCGAGGCCAGAGAAAACAAUGUUGUAGAAUGGAUGCAGUUUGACCUCACUUUAGCUGCUCUUCUUCACCGCUAACAGAACACUGGGAGUUGUAGUUUGCAUUGAGGACUUUGUGAAACUAUAGCUUCCAGGACAAAUUUUGUUACAUAAUGUAGU